AAAAAAAACUUUUUCCCUUAAUUAAACUACUUCUUUUUCCUUCUUUUUUUUUCUCUUUUUUUUUGAUUUUGAUCUAUACGAUGAGUACUGAAGAAAAAAAGACUUGGAAACAUCUAUUAAAAUCAAGAUUAUUAUUAAAGCCUCCUGUAGAUGAUGAUCCUCGUUUAUUACCCGGUCGAACAAAAAAUGUCAUUCUGGGUUUAUUAGCAUUAUGUGCAUGUACUCCUGGAUUUUCAAGUACCAUUUAUUUCCCUGGUUUACCUAUGAUAACUCAAGAUUUACAUGCUCCUCCCAUUGCUACUACAUUAACCGCAGCUUUAUUUGUUUUGUUCAUGGGGAUUGCACCUGUAUUUUGGGCAUCUAUCUCAGAUCAUUAUCAUGUACGUCGAUGUCUUUCAAUAUUUUCAAUGUUGAUAUUUGCUGUGGCUUCCUUAGGAUUAGCAUUGAUGAACAAUAUUUGGGGUCUUGUAGUAUUACGUUGUGUUCAAUCCAUUGGUUCAUCUUGUGGUCAAAGUGUUGGUGCAGGUGUGAUUGCUGAUUGUUAUCCAUUGGAAAAACGAGGAGCAGCAUUUGGUAAAUACUUUUUUGGAGUUUUCUUUGGUCCUUUAUUAGGUCCUAUUCUUGGUGGUGUACUGAUUAUGAGUAAAGAAGGUUGGAGAGCAACAUUUUGGUUUUGUCUUGCUCUUGGACUUUUUGCUAGUUUGAUGGUUUUCUUUUUCCUUCCUGAAACGUAUCGAGACAACGCCCGAUUUGAUGCAUCUUUACCAAUAGCGGAAAAAACUGAUCAAACACAACAAGGAGUAACACAGACUACGGAGGAUGCUUCAUCCAUUGCUGAUGAUGAGGAUGGUAUCACUAUCUCCAAUUCCACUCCAAUCAAAAAAGCUAGGAUGAAUCCCUUAUCAUCAUUUUUCUUGUUACGCCAUCCUUUUAUUUUCCUUGCCUCUUUGGUGGGUGGUAUUUGUUUUGGUUCAAUGUUUGCCGUGGAAACCAUCAUUCCUAGUUUAUUUGAACAAAAGUAUUCAUUCAAUUCAUGGCAAACAGGUUUGUCUUAUCUUGGUGCGGGUAUUGGCAAUUUAUUAGGCUCGAUUGUGGGAGGUAGAUUAUCUGAUCAACUUCUUUUACGUGCAAGAAAACAACGAGGUCGACCCAUGGUAGAAGAUCGCUUGACGUUGAACAUUUGGCCAUGUUUGGUGAUCAUCAUGCCUUUUGGUUUGUUACUGUUUGGAUGGAUGGUGGAAUAUGAUCGUUCGGUAUGGGCCGGUAUCAUUGGAUUUGGCUGUGUGACCUUUGGUAUGACUCAAAUCAUGACAAGUACAUCUGCAUAUUUAGUAGAUGCUACCCCUGGGAUUGGUGCAUCUGUUACUGCUGCUGCUAAUUUUGUACGGAUGCUGAUUGCAUGUGUGUUGACACUUGCUUCUAAUCCUAUGGUCUCAGCUUUGGGUGCUGGUUAUACUACCGUCAUGUUGGCUGCUCUUGCUUGGUUUGGUGCAAUCUUACUCUUCAUCCUGAAAAUAUAUGGUGAACGAUUAAGACAGUGGAGUGGAUUUAUGAGUUAAAGAAACAUAUUAUCAUCCAUCUUAUUAUCAUUUGAAUCUAUUAUCAAGAUAUAUUCCCCCCCCCCAUUUUAUUCAUUUUCAUAUAGAAAGCAUAUAGACAGAAUUGUACUAAAACUUUUUUUUUAAUAAUCACAAUAAUAAUCACAAUAAACAAUAAUAAUAAUAAUAAUAUAUAAAUAUCAAAAUUAAACUAUUGAAAAUACAUACUAUUUACUAAUUUCAGCAGAUACUUUUUGA
Halteromyces radiatus is the source of this 1796-nucleotide messenger RNA. Its product is annotated as major facilitator superfamily domain-containing protein. Gene Ontology annotation, biological process: transmembrane transport. The record is from RefSeq and is a predicted model, not a curated record. NCBI's taxonomy places the organism in Eukaryota, Fungi, Mucoromycota, Mucoromycetes, Mucorales, Cunninghamellaceae. Gene Ontology annotation, molecular function: transmembrane transporter activity. The transcript is spliced from 5 exons. Bases 81 to 1559 code for a protein of 492 amino acids.